Molecule: messenger RNA, 1101 nt
Organism: Rotaria sordida
Lineage: Eukaryota; Metazoa; Rotifera; Eurotatoria; Philodinida; Philodinidae
Source: the annotation of a GenBank genome assembly
AUGACAAGCGCAAGCGAUUUAAAUAUCAACAAAGAAACUUCUACAAAUGAAGAAGAAAAAACAACGAUAGAGGAAACAAAAGAAAAAUCAUCAGCUGAAAUCAAUACAAAAAAUGAAGACGAAACAGCUGUCGUUGUUUCUUCUGAAGAAGCAGAUGUAUCAAAAGAUGAUGAACAAAAGAAUAUUGAAAAGCUUGAAAAUGGUAAUGAAAAAGAAAAACAUGAUAUUUCAUCUAUAUCAGAAAGUGAAUUAAAAGAAAAUGAACUUGAUGCACAAUCAUUUUUCGAACAAUCAAUGGUUGUUAAUGGAAAACGUUCAAGAAAACCAACAUUACGUCUUGAAAUAUCUGAAUCACUACCAACAAAAAAAGAAUUAUCUAUUCCUAAGGGUCAUGGUAAACCAUUAGGUGAAAUUGAAUAUAUUAAUUAUCAAAUAACUCAUGCUUCAACUGAUGCUUUAUCUCGAAUGCGUAAUAUUUGUUUUGGUCGACGAGGAAAUAAAGCAAAUAUUCGAAAAAAUCUUCGAGAAUUUAAAGGAUUUGAAUUUCGACAUAAUAGUGAUGAAUAUCAAAAGCAUUUCAAUAAUUUAAUAAAAUUAAAAAAAGAUCAAUUAAAAUCAAUUUCGAAUAUUCUUGGUCUACCAGCAACAGGUCGUAAUAUUGAUCAUGCUGAACGAAUUUUAAAAUUUUUAAUCGAACCAAUUGAUGAAGGAAAACGUAUACCAGGAAAAAAAUCAACAAUACGUACUAUGAAAAAACGCAGUACUAAUUCAAAAGAAUCUAUUGAUACUGAUCAAGAAAUAAAAAUUGAAAAUAAUAAAGAUGAACAUGACUUAGAUUAUGUUAAUACACCUAGUAAAAAACCUUCAAAUAAACGUUUGUCUAAUGAUCAAAUAUCAACUAAUACCAAACGAAAAAAACGUGCAUCUGCAAUAUCAGAAUCGAAAGAAAAUCAUGAAACAAAUAUUGCUACCGAUGAACAUAAACAUAAUGGUGAAGAAAUAGUAAAGAUGAAUGAGAAUGAUAUUACAGAUAGUAAAUCAAUAGAAAAAUCUGAUCAAAAUGAAGCAAAAACAAACAAUACAAGUCAAGAUGUAAUUUGA